GCUGGUUGGUUGCUUUGGUUAUUCGUUGUGUCUUUCUCUGAUCUCUGAUCUCUGAUCUCUGAGAGCUCAUCUCUCUUUCCACCAAUGCGGUCUCUACCUAUCAACCGACUGCCGACUUCACUGUUUCAGUCUCUCCCCCAUCAUCGUCGCGCGGACUUGAUGGGGCCAGUUGGUUGAUUGAAAGUGAUCUGAGCCUUAUCAUUAUUUACCCCUCGGCUGUGGCAUGACAACAAUUAGUUCAAGACGUUAAGCCAGCAACCGUUGUCCCUUACCUAGUAUCUCCCACGCCCUACCCAAACCCGCCCCCGGUUUAACACCAUGAUGCGAUCAAAGGACCCUCGAGUCCGCCAGAGGAUAAAUCAAAUCUCCCACAACCUUGAAUCCGCAAACGAGACCGCCCAGGAGGGCCUCUACACCUUCUCUCACAACUAUAUCCUGCCAUGUUUCACGGCCAUCGGCAACUGCGUCUACAGCUGCACGGCACCCUGUCUUCCGACCCGGGAGGACCAGCUGCGUCGACGCCGACGCGGCCGCGCGGAAGCUAACUUUGACUUCUAUGACGAUUGGGACAACGAGGACUCAAAUGCUGGGCUGUUGGGAUGGGGCACCGAUGAACUCGACCGCCUGCUGGCUGGCAGUGGUUUGGCCCGUGGCGGUGCCGAGCAGCCUCGCCGGCAGAGACGGAUGAGCUACGGGACGCGGCGUGUCCGUCGAAAGAGCACGGCUCUGGCCCAAGAUGAACGGAAUGACCCAACCGUCAUCCCCAGCUCCUCGUUCCUGGGAUUCCUCGAGCGGUUCCCCUGGCGCUUCGGGGCGCGCGGACUGAAAUACCGUCCCUCGGCGGCGGAUCUGCAGGAACAUCCUGCGGGGGAACUGCGGAGGCACGUCUACGAGGAUGAGCCGCUCAUGGAGGCCGCCGAGGAUUACGAUGCCCAGCCGUCCGGGAGCAAAGGCCGGUAUCGGAGUUCGACCCAGUCGUCGCGGGAGACCACGAACUCGCUGAGUUCGCGCGGGGAUUUGAUUCCCAGCGAUGACGAAGAGGAUGCUGUGCCGUUGGAUGAUGAGUUCGCCAUGGCUUUGGGCAGCCGUCGAGGAACGGGAUUGGACUCGAUCGACAUGAUCGGGGAUAAGCCGGCGAGCAUGCGGUCCGCGUCCGGAACGUUUAGUCUGGGGACCACCAGUUCGUCCAAGGCCUCCAAGAAGAAGCAGAAGAACCAGCGGAGCAGCCGGCUUCGUUCCCCGCAGGAGUCCUACGUAGAUAUCACCCGUGAUGAUAGCACGCCUUCAUUAGCCGAUCUCAAGAAGGAGGAGGAGCAGGCGGCGUAUGAAGAAGAAUCGGAGAUUGCACGGAAACGGCUGGCCGCACAGCAGUUGGCAUCGAACCGUGGUCUUGAUCAUCAGGUUAGUCGUUGGCAGUUGCUGCCUUGCGCGGUCUUCAGACUUAUGCUCUAACUCCAUUUCACUAGCUUUCUCCAUCGGCGAAUCAUGGCACGUCAGCAGAUGUAACCCACCAAGACACUCACCAGUCCACGCCUGGGUCACCAGCAGAAGACCCUCCUAUACGAG
Molecule: messenger RNA, 1566 nt
Organism: Aspergillus brunneoviolaceus CBS 621.78
Lineage: Eukaryota; Fungi; Ascomycota; Eurotiomycetes; Eurotiales; Aspergillaceae
Exons: 1
Coding region: 319-1452 (377 amino acids)
Source: RefSeq, a predicted model, not a curated record